AACCAAUUGACAACAAAAACGAGGACAGCAAGAAGGGUCCGGUGGUCAUCCGGGCGGUGAGCCGCGACGAAGAGGGUAGGAAGAAAGUGGAGAAGACGGAAGUCUACUCGCACAACAUGGACACCAUCAUAUACGCUGGCCAUGGUGGCAAGUACACCUGGGAGGGCCCUGCAGACGUGUUGGACAACGAGUUAGACGCUGCCCCAGCGGCAAUUGAUGAGGGCGACCCUAAUUAUGUAGAUGAGGAGGCGGAUGACGGUAACGCGACGGGGAUGGUGGUGGGUGAAGUGGAGGUGGCGAAGGUGGCGGCGGAUGGAGACGGAGUUGCUAGGAUCGAGGUUGAUCCUCGAUUGAACGUUAACGUUUAAUUUUGUUUCACUUUCCUGCUAAUGUUUUUCUCAGGGAAUUUGUUGCUUUCUGUUGGAAAGUUUUUUCUUUGCUUUGUGUUUGUUUGUCUUACUUUUAAAAAAUUAAGAGAAAAAAAAAUCACAUAUAUUUUAAAAGGAUAAUAAUUUGAUUUUUUUUAA
This is a messenger RNA of Rubroshorea leprosula, 527 nucleotides long. The record is from the annotation of a GenBank genome assembly. Lineage: Eukaryota; Viridiplantae; Streptophyta; Magnoliopsida; Malvales; Dipterocarpaceae.